Messenger RNA from Nasonia vitripennis (jewel wasp), 1152 nucleotides. RefSeq names its product putative nuclease HARBI1. The record is from RefSeq and is a predicted model, not a curated record. The transcript is spliced from 6 exons. The coding region runs from base 1 to 1041 and encodes 346 amino acids. Lineage: Eukaryota; Metazoa; Arthropoda; Insecta; Hymenoptera; Pteromalidae.
AUGGACAACAAUUUAUACCAAUAUAUUCUUGGGAUAUAUGAAGAUGAGGAAGUUGAAAGGCGUAGACAGCAAUUCCAACUACUAAAGCUUGAAAGACAAAUGUUAAGGGAUACAUCUAAUGUUUUUACAAUGUGCCCAAAUCACUUCAGGAAAUAUUACAGGUUUACACCUGAAGUAGCAUUAAGACUGAUUCGUGACAUAGAACAUGAUCUGAUUGGAGCAAGAAAUUCUGCUAUACAACCUCACAUUCAAGUAUUAUCUGUGAUCCGAUUUCUAGCAGAGAGUUCUUACCAAAAGGAUUUCUGUCAGGACUUUAUGCAUCCAAUUAGUCAACCUUCUGCUAGUCGAUUUAUACCAAAGGUAAUAAAUGCAAUAAAUAAUUUAUUAGCAGAAUAUUUUAGAAGAACUAUACGAGUACCAGGCAUAAUUGGUCUCAUCGACUGCUUUGUGAUAUGCAUAACACGUCCAUCACAGAAUGAAGAAGCAUUUUAUCAUUACCGACAUGGUCAUGGACUAAUUGCACAAAUUAUUGUAGAUUCCAAUUACAAUAUUUUAAAUAUUCGAAUCUGCCCUGGCAUUAAUAACGACAGGUAUGUCUGGCAGUUCUCACAUGCAAGAGAAUACGUAGAGUCUCUAAGAAAUGAUCAACCUCAGAACAAUUACUAUAUAUUAGGUGAUAGUGGGUACACUCCUUCACCUGUAUUAUUAACUCCAAUAUUGGAUGCUGCGGAAGGGACACCUGAAGCUGCUUACACCUAUUAUCAUGUAAGAACACGUUGUCGUGUAGAGCAAACAAUUGGAAUGUUUACCAAUAUAUGGAGAGUCAUUAAAAGAACUCGAAAACUUAUGUAUGAACCACAGAAGUUUGCUGAAAUUGUAAAUGCUUGUGCAAUAUUGUACAAUUACAGAAGAAGACACGGCAUUGUUGAUGAUCCUGUGCUACGAGUAGCCCCACGUAAUCGACCAGUACGUAACCGCAACAUGGAUCACCCUGCAGGAAUUGCAAAAAGGAAUCGAAUAAUUCAAGAAUAUUAUAGGUAGCAUUUAGCUUUUUCUAAAUUGUAAUGUACAAUUCGUGGUACAGAAUAAGUUAUAAAAGUGUAUGAUUGUAUAAUAAUUAAAAAAUUAAUAAAUCAACAUAAAUAUUAAAAA